AUGGCCGAGCGGACGAUGGAGGCCUACGAGAACAAGCUGCAAGAUGCUUCCCUCGACUUCAAAGCCAAGCUACCCAUCCUGACUGAGCUCCGCGACCAGCUCGAUGCUCUCUGCCAACCGCCGACAUAUGCCACCUUCCUGUCCAAAUUCAUCCCCAUCUUCCUGACCACCUUGUCGGGCUCGCCGGUAUUCACCUCGACAUCCUACGAGCAGAGAGUGCGACAAUGCGUGCUAGAGAUCCUCCAUCGUCUGCCCAUGUCUUCCGACGGCGCAGCCAUGGAGCCCCAUGCCGAGAAAGUCGUGGACAAGUGUCUGGAAUUGGUCAAGGUGGAGAAUGAGGACAACGCAGUGCUGUGUCUGAAGAUCGUUAUGGACAUCUGCCGCUACCAUACCAAGACAGCAGGCGUCGCCGACAAGGCACAGCCUUUUCUCGAUCUCAUUCUCGAAAUCUUUGAUAGCAUGGAGCAGACGGUCAAGGACACCUUCGACACCCAGUCGCCCGUUCCUGCCACAGCCGGUCUGUCUGCCACUCCCGACAAUACAGGAACUCCUGGCUCACCUGUUGCCUCUACCAGCCAUGCUCUAGGUGCAGAUCCCGGCGCGGAGCAGAGCACGACAAGGCAAUUGGUCAAGGGCAUGCACAGCUUCAAAGUCGUCGCCGAAUGUCCCAUCAUCGUCGUCUCCAUCUUCCAGGCACAUCGCGCGCUAUCAGGCAAGAAUGUCGCCAAGUUCACGCCCCGCAUCAAGCAAACCCUCCUCCUUGAGGCCGGUCCUCAAAAGAGGGCUCAUGAGGAGGCCAAGGCGAACGGCACCAUCUUCACCGGCAUUGCCAAGGAGAUAAAAGCCAAGGGACAGUCGGGCGCUUUCGGCGAUCUGGUGACUGCUCAGGUCAAGACCAUGUCGUUUCUGGCAUAUCUUCUCAGAGCCUACUCCUCGUCCUUGACCGACUUUCUUUCUCAUCUUCCUGAGCUCACGGUACGAUUACUUCGCGAUGUCCCGCGGAGCUCGACUGCCACACGGAAAGAGCUUCUUGUUGCGAUAAGGCACAUCAUCAACUUCAAUUUCCGCGCAGUCUUCCUUCCCGUCAUUUUGCCGCUCCUCGAUCCCAAUACCUUGGUUGGCGAUUCGCUCACGGCAGACAUCACAUUACGACCUCUAGCCUACACAAUGCUUGCCGACCUCAUCCAUCAUGUCCGAGAGCAGCUCAAUGCAAAGCAGAUCGCCCGUGUCGUGCAAGUGUACGUGGGCCACCUCACAGGUGACGAUGGAGUUGAAGUGCCGGGGACAAGCUAUCAGACUAUGUCCGCCAAGCUCUUGCUGAAUAUGGCAGAGUGCAUGUCGAAAGUGGAAGACAAGAAGAACGCUCGCUUCUUGAUGAUGAGCGUGCUCAAUGGCAUUGCAGACAAGUUCGCCGCCAUGAACCGCGCUUACCCCAAUGCCGUCAAGCUCUACCGCCAGCAGCACGAGCACGCUCAGUCCAACCCCGAGGCCGCGCCCGAGAAUUAUCUUGCCACCAAAGAUGCCAAGCCUGACUGGGAUGAGACUGACAUCUUCAAUGCCAUGCCUAUCAAGGCCGUGAAUCCCAAGGACAGAGCCACAGACCCCGUCACUGAGAACAAGUUCCUCUUCAAGAAUCUCUUGCAAGGUCUGAAGCAAUUCUUUUACCAGUUGCGGAACAGCAAUCCUCCGAAGCUCAAAGAAGAGAUCGACACCGCAAGUGCGCCUCCCCACUGGAACGAGCUCUCCUCGGGCUUCGAAGCAGAGGAGGUCGAGGUAUUGAUCAAGUUGUUCCGAGAAGGCGCAAAGUGCUUCCAGUAUUAUGCGCCGCUAGACACCGCGGCAGCCAACAGCUUGCCCAAUGAGCCAACUUCGAGCAUCGCUACCACUGCUAACAGCAAGGAAGAAAAGGACCUGCUCGAAACAUUUGCAACCAUCUUCCACCACCUCGAUCCUGCCACGUUUCACGAGAUCUUUACCUCGGGGAACCCGUCGGGAAUGGCUUUUUUGUACACGCAAAGCUUCAAGCAUGCUGCUUUGUUGCACAUCCCGCAGUUCUUGCUGGCUAGUGAAGCAACGAGUCCGGCAUUCUGCUGCAUGCUGUUGAAGUUUCUGAUGAGCAAGCUUGACGAGGUUGGCGAGGCUGAUGCUUCCAAGACGUCUGUCCUGUUGAGGUUAUUUAAGCUCUCCUUCAUGGCUGUCACACUCUUCUCUCAACACAAUGAAGGAGUUUUGCUGCCUCAUGUGCGUGAGCUCAUCACCAGAUCAAUCGAGCUCUCCAUAACCGCUGCCGAGCCCACGAAUUAUUUCCUGCUCCUGAGAAGUCUUUUCAGAAGUAUCGGAGGUGGCCGUUUCGAGCAUCUGUACAAGGAGAUCCUGCCGCUACUGGAGAUGCUUCUCGAGGUUCUGAAUACUCAGCUUGCAGCGGCGCCAGAUGGCAGCACUCGCGAUCUGUUCGUCGAGCUAUCACUUACGGUCCCGGCUAGACUUAGUCACCUCCUGCCGCACUUGUCGUAUCUGAUGCGGCCUCUGACUGUCGCAUUACGCUCCGGAGAUGAGCUCACCGCCCAGGGUCUGCGGACUCUGGAGCUCUGUGUUGACAAUCUUACGGCCGACUAUCUGGAUCCGAUCAUGCAGCCCUGGAUGGAAGAGAUUAUGGGUAGCUUGUGGCGGAUGCUUAAGCCUGCAAGUUUGACAGGUGGUAGCAUAGCUGGUCCGAAUGGACCCGUAACCAUCGGCACCGGCCACCAGGGCGCCCACACUGCCGUUCGCAUCCUUGGCAAGCUGGGAGGCAGAAAUCGGAAGUUUCUCGUCAAUCCACCCGAGCUCGACUGGAAGCAGUACUCGGAUGAUGAAGCUAGCUAUGACCUUCGAUUCAUUGGCGCUAUUAGCAGUGGCGGUGCGCGUGCUAUGCCCGCUCGGCUCGGCAUCGACUCGGCCAUCGACAAGCUUUGGGAAAUGCCCAAGACUGCCGCACAGAAAGCCUCAGACGAGCAUCACAAGCGGCAAUCAUUCAAGUUUAUCGUGUCUCACAUCAAGCUGCUCGUCGGAUCGGACAACCUUCCUGAUGACCUCGCCAAAUUAGUGAGGCUACAGGCUCAUGACCUGGCAUCGAAAGACUUUGACUUCGGCUCGGAUCUCUUUUCUGCAUCAGAGCGAUCAAAGUCGACAGUCAAGCGCGACGAGCAACAGAAGACACUUCUCAAGUUGCUGAAGGCACUCAUUUAUGCCACAAGCAUCGAGCAGUUGAAGGAGGAUGCCGACCAAUUCUUGCUGGGCAUCUGUCGCCACUUUAUGCUCGUUGAGCUCGGAGUCGCUGUUGCCAGAGAGAAACACAACCGGCGACCUUUCAACGUGCAUUCUGGAGAGGGUCCCGUUUUUGUGGAAACAUCAACGCUCGCUGAUGCGUUCUGCGAAAGCCUGGCUUCUGACCAGAAGAUUGUCAGGGAAACCACUGAACGAGCUAUGCAGUCUUGUCUCAAAUUUGCAUCAACUAUCUUCGGCUCGUCCACCAAGGCAGAAUGUCUACCAUUCUUCAGCCGCUUGUCCGAAGCUUUUUGCCACGCCUGCUAUGAAGAGGAAUGGUUCACCAAGAAUUCGGGCGCUGUGGGCAUCACUGUCCUGACCGAUAAGCAGAAGAUGCAAUUUUCGGACACUUUUACCAACGAUCGUUUGUCGGAGAUGCUUAAAGCCCUGCUGUUUGUAAUCAAGGACAUGCCGCAGGAUCUCCCUGCCAACAUCCGGGUGCAGGCCAAAGAUACUAUCGUUGCUUUGGUCAAGAGAUUCGGCAGCAGUGGAGCAGAGAAUAAGGACGACCUUGCAAAGAAGGAAAGCAAGCUUCACGGCCAUGCAAAAUAUCUGAUUUCAGAAGUCAACCACAUGAACCGGCAUGUGCGCGAGGCUGCUCAAUCUGCUCUACGCGCUCUUGCCGUCUCGUUCGAUUUGCCGCCCCAUGAGCUGCUCGCGCCUGUCAAGGACGCACUCACGUUCGGCAUCUUCAUCAAGCCUUUGAGAGCAUUGCCAUUCGCUGCACAAAUAGGCUACAUCGAUGCCAUCGAUUUCCUCCUCGAUGUGCCUCUGGAUAAGGAAAUUCUGCCAUUCGACGACAACCUCAACCGAUUGCUCUUCGAGACUUUAGCGCUCGUUGACGCAGACGACGAAAGCCUGGCGCCGAAACCAUACGAGUUUCGGACCGCUGAAAACAUCGUCCGGUUGCGUGUUGCCGGAUUGAAAUUGCUGGCUACCGCGAUCAAGCUACCAGGGUUUAGCGCAAACGCAACUCCUGGGCAGCAGAAUCAGCAAGGCCAGCCGCAGAGUGGACAGCACCGUGCAAGAGUAAUAAGCAUAUUCUUCAAGAGUCUGUACAGCAAGAACAAAGAUGUUGCAGGUGCCGCCAAUGCCGGACUCAAGAUUGUUCUCCAGUCCACGUCAAAACUUCCCAAAGACCUUCUACAGAAUGGACUGCGACCUAUCUUGAUGAAUGUGCAGGAUCCGAGAAAGCUAAGCGUGGAGGGUCUGGAGGGCCUACGCACGUUGCUGCAAUUGCUGCACAACUACUUUAAGGUCGAGAUUGGCACUCGGUUGCUUGACCACAUGGAAAAGAUUGCGGAUACUCCCACCCUUCAGAAGGUGUCCUUCCAACUCAUCGAAGCUCAACCUAAGAUGAAGGUUGUAACCGCGAUCUUCAGCGUCUUUCAUCUCCUGCCAAGCCAGGCCGCUCAAUUCUUGGACGAUCUCGUCAAGCGAGUGCUGAAACUCGAGGAAGCUCUCAGGAGGACGAGACGCAGCCCUUUUCGCGAACCACUCAUCAAGUACCUCAACCACUAUCCAAACGAGUCAUGGUCUUAUUUUCGCGAUGCAAUGAAGAACGAGGCAAAAGGACGUUUCUUUGCUCAAAUACUUGAGGAUCCUGAGAGCGCAACACUAAGGGAGAAGGUGAUCAAGGAGGCUGAAGGUCUUGUUGCGACGUUCAAGGCAGAUAAUUUGGACUCUGAGAAGGCUCAUGCAGCAGUCAACGCCGUCCAUAUUGCGUAUGCGAUCUCUCAGUACCCAGAGCACGCAAAGCAGCUGCUCAGCAGUGAGACCACUCGCAAAGCUCUCCUGGAGGCAACAAAGCAGUUGCAGAAAAAGCUGCACGACCACACAUUACCUGAGAAUUUGCGACUUGCGGUGAUGCAGUCCGCCGAGCAGAUCAUGCAUAUCGUGACCGUCUAUCUCGGCGAUCACAGGGACGAUCUUGAUUACCUGUUCGACAUUUUCGAGUCCUGCGUUCAAGACGAACUUCAGGCGACUCCCACCCUGCUCGCGUAUCUCUACAAGAAUGUCAUCACCGUGGACGAUGUGGAAUAUCAGCGCUCCAUUGUGAAUCGCUGCAUUGACAUCUACAUGUCCAAAGAUACGCCGCAGAAGCUGAAGUGGUUUGCCUUCCAUAAUGUCUCGAACCCGAUCCUGGCGAAUGACGUCUCACGGAACUGGGACACGCUCAUGGAGCCGGUCAACAACGGUACCGCGCUUUUUGACAAAGCUAUGGCAAAUGCGGUACACAACAAGCUUUGGAGACCACAAUCGGUCGCCGACAUUUCUGACGACAACACGCAAGGAGUAGAUCACAGCAGGAUGGAACUGCUCCAGACUUCCGCAUUCUUGAUCAAGUAUCAUCAUUCCAUGCUGCAAGAGACGAGGAAGGAUCUCAUCAAGUUUGGCUGGAACUACAUCCGACUUGAGGACCACAUCAACAAAUUUGCGUCCUACUGCUUGAUCACAUAUUUCAUCAACAAUUACGACACGCCGCCGAAGAUUGCAAUGCAGGUGUACAACAGUCUGCUUCGCGCGCAUCAAGCCGAGGGCCGAAAUCUGGUUUCGCAGUCGCUCGAGAUUCUCAAGCCUGUGCUCAAGAAGCGUCUUGGAGGGCCAGAGGGUCGUCAAAGCAUCUGGGCUAGACUACCACGCAAGAUCCUAAGUGAAGAGAUCAGCAAUGUGCCUCAGCUGACCAGCAUCUACCACUUCCUCGUGCGGCAUCCAGAUCUUUUCUACGAAGCUCGGGACGGCUUCGCCCAGAUCAUCAUUCCAUCCAUAAGCAAAGUGGUGCAGCUUCCGAAUCCGAGUGCCGAUAGCAGGAGACUCGCUCUCAACCUAUUCACGUUGAUUUGGCAAUGGGAGGAGCGCACCGUCCGUGAGCACGGCUCUCUGACUGGUGGCGAGUCUACGACCGAUGGAAAGCAGAAUCCAAAGAAGGCUGUCGUCGCCAACAGCACUCUGCGGCUGGUUUUCAUCAAAUACAUGGUGCAGUUCAUUGCAACCCUUCCCGAGCGAUUCCCAGUAUCGCCGCCAAAGAGCAAAGACGCUCCAACAAGCAACAGUCAACAGCAGCCCCACGAGACUGUGACAAAAUCCCUCGACUUGCUGUCAAAACUGCUUUCGCCGCCAUAUUGGGAUGACUUGGACAUCGACGGCAUGUUUCCGAAAGUGACGGAGCAGAUUCUCUGCACGGAGCAUAAGCAGGAGGAAAAAGUGGAGAUCUGGACCACUCGUGUUGUGAACACCAUUCAAAUCCUCAAGGUUCUGCUGAACUCGAGGCCGAAUGAAUGGGUCAUUGCACGCUUGCCACAACUGCAAAAACUUUUGGCCAAGCCUCUCAAGAGUGAGACUCCAGAAAUCCAAGAUGCGCUGCACAAUGCCGACUUCCAAGAGCAUGUUGUGCCGCAGCUUCCGCCAAUACUCAGGCGUGCUCUUGAUCCGAUCCCGGUGCAGGCGCCUGACGAUGAGCUCCCCGACGCAGACAGCCCGACAGAAGAGUUCACAGGAUUUUUGACAACCGAAGCGGGCAAUCUGCUCAACAACGGCAGCCAUGUCGCAGGUAUCAAUAUCUUGUGGAUCAUGGCGCAGCGCAAGCCGGAGGACGUCGACACGCAUACUGCAGCUUUGCUGAAGACGUUGCAGACCAAGCUUGCUAAAGAUCACUUGGCGUCUCUGAUGCACCCUCAGCAGAUGAUGGCACAAGGCGUGCAGAACGCGCAACCGACGCCUCAGGAAGCUCAAAUCACCGUGGACAUGAUCAUCAAGGUGAUUGAAAUGUUGUCAGCCCGAAUCAGCACUCUUGGUGAGAGUCGCAGGCCGUAUCUCAGCGUUCUCGCCAGUCUUGUGGAGCGAUCGACCAAUAAUGCACUCUGCGAGAAGAUUUUGAGUCAGGUGGAGAAUUGGGUGUUCAAUUCGCCGGAGCCCGUGCCAACGCUGAAGGAGAAGACGGCUGUCCUCCAGAAGAUGUUGCUCUUCGAAAGCAGACCAGACCAGACUCUGUACACCAAGUUCAUGAAUUUGGUGAUCCGCAUCUACGAAGAUCCCAAGAUCACCCGAUCAGAGCUCGCCGUACGCAUGGAGCAUGCAUUCCUCAUCGGCCUCAGAAGCCCGGAUAUCGAAAUGCGAGCACGCUUCAUGGGCAUAUACGACAAAGCUUUGAGCCGCUCGACGAGCAAUCGAUUCUACAAGCUGAUCAGUGAGCAACAAUGGGACGUGCUCGGUGAUUCGUUCUGGUUGAGCCAGGUUAUCCAGCUCAUGUUCGGUUCGUUUGACCAGCAUGCGCCAAUCCAUCUGCACCAGGACGAUUUCAAAUGUCUACCAGAGUCCAAGGCUGUGAGCACAUACAUCAGUGACACGCGGGUGAACGACGUCAUGGUCGAUGACAAUCUCGAGGAGUUGCUGGUUGACGAAAAGCGCUUCAUGAUGGAAAUCAGCACUGUUCGUGCAAGAGAGGUCCUGGUGCCUCUCGCCGAGAUUCAGCACACUGACUGGACGCUGGCGCACGAUAUCUGGGUCGCAUACUUCAAGAUGUGCUGGUCCAUACUUCCAAAGGAUGAUCGAGACGACAUCGAACAAGGGCUCGUCGCCCUGCUCACCAAGGACUUCCAUCAGCGUCAGAUCGACAGGCGGCCGAAUUGUGUAGCAACAUUGCUGGAGGGCAUUGCUGGAGCCAGACCUGCAGUCAAGUUUGCACCCCACGUGAUGAAGUAUUUGGCCAAGUCUUACGACGCUUGGUACGUCGCUGCAACCUACAUGGAAGAUCUGGCCAUGAAACCGACCGUUGACACGACCAAUGUUCGGGAGAGCAAUCUCGACGCCCUGGUCGAGACAUACGCUGGCCUGGAGGAGAGUGACUUAUUCUACGGCACAUGGCGUCGACGCGCUGCAUAUGUAGAGACAAACGCUGCUUUGUCGUAUGAGCAGAAUGGCGUCUGGGACAAGGCUCAGAACAUGUACGAGCAGGCACAGGUCAAAGCUAGGACCGGAUCUUUGCCAUACUCGCAGGGCGAAUACAUGCUGUGGGAAGAUCAGUGGGUCCUUUGCGCGCAGAAGCUGCAGCAGUGGGACAUCCUUGGAGAAUUCGCAAAGCACGAGAACAUUAACGAUCUCUAUCUCGAGGCAAUGUGGAGGAACUAUGAGACAUGGCAGAAUGCCGAAAACCGCGACCAUCUGGAGACUGUGAUCAAGGCUGUUUCCGAUGCGCCGACUCCACGCAGAAUGUUCUUCCAGGCAUUUAUGUCUUUGCUGAAGUUACACAACAAGACCGAGCAGCCCCAAGAGUUCAAUCGCACUUGCGACGAAAACAUUCAAUUGUCGAUCAAGAACUGGCACAAGCUGCCCCGCCGCAUCACCAACGCGCAUAUUGGGCUUCUGCAGAACUUCCAGCAGCUGGUUGAACUGCACGAUGCCAGUGUCAUUUGCCAGAGCUUGGCGCAGACGAAUGCCACAAAUCUGGAUGUCAAAUCCCAAGAGCUGAAGGUUCUCCUGUCGACGUGGCGAGAUCGUUUACCAAACCUAUGGGACGACAUCAAUGCAUGGCAAGACCUGGUGACAUGGCGUCAACACAUCUUCCAGCUUAUCAAUGGGACGUACCUCAACCUCAUCCCUAGCGGCCAAGGAGCCGCGACAGGGAAUAGCUACGCUUACCGCGGAUACCACGAGACGGCCUGGAUUAUCAAUCGAUUCGCUCACGUGGCUCGAAAGCACCAAAUGCCGGAAGUGUGCAUCACACAACUGAGCAAGAUCUACACGCUUCCCAACAUUGAAAUUCAAGAGGCAUUCUUGAAGCUGAGGGAACAAGCAAAAUGUCACUACCAGAACCGCGCAGAGCUUACCAAUGGGCUAGAUGUGAUCAACAACACGAACCUGAACUACUUUGGUCAGCAGCAAAAGGCAGAGUUCUACACUCUUAAGGGCAUGUUUCUCAGCAAGCUGAACCAGAAGGACGAGGCGAGCGACGCCUUUGGCACUGCCCUGUUCUUCGACAUCAAGCUACCAAAGGCUUGGGCAGAAUGGGGACGCUACAACGACAAGCUCUUCAAGGAGGACCCGACGAAUCUGGAGACCGGCUCAAACGCUCUGUCUUGCUAUCUGGAGGCCGCAGGACAGUACAAGAGCGCCAAAUCUCGGAAACUGCUUAGUCGCAUUCUUUGGCUCCUCAGUUUGGAUGACGCGGAUGGUCAGCUAUCUCAGAAGUUCUAUGACUAUCACGGUGACCAUCCCUGGUGGUAUUGGGUGACAUUCAUCCCACAGCUGAUUGCCAAUCUGUCACGAACAGAGAGCGAGGCCAACAUCGCACAUCAGAUCUUGACAAGUCUAGCGAAGACAUAUCCUCAAGCUCUGCACUUCUCUCUGCGCACAAGCCACGAAGACCACCAAGCUAUCCGCAAGUCAUUGAUGCUGAGGGAGCAGAAAGAGAAGGCAAUGAAAGCCAAGCAAGCCGGCAGUGCUGCCAGCGGCGACAACGUCAAGAGUGAAUCGCCUGCAAGACCUGAUAGUUCAGCUGGACAGUCGAGACCAACCACAUCGGCUGGCGACACAUCACUGCCCACCACCAACGGCGAGACCAAGGCAGAUGAGAAGAAGGAAGGAGGCGAGGGCGAAGAGAAGAAAGAAGGUGAGGCACCGAAGCCACGGAAGUCAUGGGAGCACACAGAGGCUCUCGUCAUAACAUUGCGGACUGCAUUCCCUCUGCUGUACGCCUCGAUGGAAGCCAUGGUCGAGCAGAUCCAGCGCCACUUCAAGUGUCCGCCAGACGAGGACGCAUACCGACUCAUCGUUGCGCUGCUCAACGAUGCUCUCAGCUACGUGGGUCGUUCUCCACAGUCUUUCUCCCAAGACAACAAAUUGCCUCCUCAGACGGAAGCCAACAUCACACGUUUCGCUGAGAGCAUUCUGCCGCCGCAUAUCCGCAAGUCGUUCGAGCAGGACUUUGUGACCAAGAAGCCGACUAUGCUGGAGUAUAUUGGAAAGCUGCGGAGAUGGCGAGACAAGCUUGCAGAACGACUUGACCGCCGAUCAACCACCUUCCAUCUGGCUGAGAACACUCAUUUGGCCGGUUUUAGGUUUGUCUGGUUUGAUGAGGUUGAGAUUCCUGGCCAAUACCUACAACACAAGGAUAAGAACCAAGAUUUUGUAAGGAUUGAGCGCUUCCUGCCUAAUGUCGACCUGGUACGUGGCGUUGCAAGCUGUCAUCGACGUCUGAGGAUUCGCGGACAUGAUGGAAGUGUGCAUCCAUUCGCAAUCCAACACCCGGCGCCGAGACACAGCAGGCGAGAGGAGAGAAUCCUGCAGCUGUUCCGAAUCUUCAACAGCACAUUGUCGAAGAAGAAGGAAAGCAGACGUCGCAAUUUGCAAUUCCAUCUACCGGCCAUGGUUCCUCUCAGUCCACAAAUUCGCAUCAUCCAGGACGAUCCGUCUUACACGUCGCUCCAAGCUGUCUGGGAAGACUACUGCCGGCGCAACGAGACCGACAAGGACCAGCCGAUCAUGUUCACGAUGGAGAAGAUGCGUUCGAUCACGCCCAACCAGAGACAAGAGCAAUGGCUCAACAUGCGCAUCGAGUCGCUCAACUACGUUCAAGAGCACUAUGUGCCCAAGGAUCUGGCGCGCGACUACUUCGCUGCCACAUUCCCAUCCUACGACUCUUUCUGGUUGUUCCGCCGACAAUUCUCGUACCAGCUCGCGGCACUGACAUACAUCACGUUCACGAUGUUCAUGACUGUGCGCUACCCCAACAAGAUGCACAUUUCCAGAAGCAACGGCAACAUUUGGGGCUCGGAGUUGUUGCCAUUCAUGCUGGCGAAUCGACCGCUCUUCCAUCAACCAGAGCCGGUACCUUUCCGUCUUACGCCAACCUUGCAAGUCUUGAUGGGUCCGAUUCAUACGGAAGGCAUCUUCACGUGCGCUCUCAUGGCCAUCGCUAGAUGCUUGACAUCCGAUGCCUCAUCCAGCACCACUUCCUCGGCCACUCCUGCUACGAAUGGUGCUGCUCAAACGAAUGGUGCUUCCGAGUCUUCGAACUCUGAGCUGGAACAUCACCUUUCCAUUUUCAUUCGAGAUGAGAUUGCGUUCUGGUACAUGUCCUCUCACCGGCAGAACGUCAAGGAAGGCGAGAUGCGCGAACACGUGCAGAGGAACUCGGAGGCGAUUGUUGGCAAGGCUGUCGGUCUGGCGAGAGAGCCUACAGGACACAAUCUGCCUGCUAGUCAGAGUGUUCUGGAUCUCGUGGCUAAGGCUACGAACCCUGAGAAGUUGAGCCAGACUGAUCUGCUGUGGAUGCCGUGGUUGUGAGGAGGGGAUGAUGUGGUGGUGGCGAGAAAUGAUCUGAGGUUUUAGCGUGGAGUUAAGAGUGAAGGGAAAAUGUGGCUUGCAUAGCCGGAUGGCAGGGAAGGGGUUCUAUUAGCGCUGGCGCCCUGGAGCGUGCCUGUCAUGGCAAAAGAGAUUGAUAUUGGUAGUUGUAUCUUUUGGAACGAUGACUCUGUUACUGUUCUG
Molecule: messenger RNA, 11787 nt
Organism: Pseudocercospora fijiensis CIRAD86
Lineage: Eukaryota; Fungi; Ascomycota; Dothideomycetes; Mycosphaerellales; Mycosphaerellaceae
Product: histone acetyltransferase SAGA, TRRAP/TRA1 component
Exons: 2
Coding region: 1-11586 (3861 amino acids)
Biological process (GO): regulation of DNA-templated transcription; DNA repair
Cellular component (GO): nucleus; SAGA complex; NuA4 histone acetyltransferase complex
Molecular function (GO): protein binding; transcription coregulator activity
Source: RefSeq, a predicted model, not a curated record